UUAACUCUUCAAAUCACGAGAGCGCUCUUGUUAUGGUAACAAAGCUAUCCGCAACACGCGUCUUUGCUCUCGGAAGCUUGUCACUGUCCACGUCCCCCAAUAUUUGGAGCAGCCAGCGCCGUUUUUAUUUACAAGACAUCCUUUCUUACAAGAAACACGAGAAAAUAAUCAUGUCUAAUAAACGAGUUCGCAACCUAAACGUCGACGCGGAAGUUACGAAUAGUAACUCCGAACAGGUCGCAACACGACGCAAACGAGCGCGUUCCGCAGUUGAAGUUGAAGACAACGACGACUCCGGUGAUUACCUCGACUCACCAGAACCCUUGGAUGUGGAAAUGGAGGAUGUCCGGCUGUCUCGGGUUGGAGAACCAUCGAUAUCGGAAGCUUGUGACCUUACUAUUGUAGCAGAAAUGGAAAGAUGUCGGCUAAAGAACAAACCUACUAUCGGGAUGACUGCUGAGGCUGGAGUUAUCGAUUCAAUUGAACUA
Molecule: messenger RNA, 488 nt
Organism: Paraglomus occultum
Lineage: Eukaryota; Fungi; Glomeromycota; Glomeromycetes; Paraglomerales; Paraglomeraceae
Source: the annotation of a GenBank genome assembly